Molecule: messenger RNA, 1019 nt
Organism: Clunio marinus
Lineage: Eukaryota; Metazoa; Arthropoda; Insecta; Diptera; Chironomidae
Source: the annotation of a GenBank genome assembly
GGUUUUGUUUUCAACCGAUCUGAAUAAAUCUUUAAAAUUUGUUGACAUAAAAAUUUAAACACGUUUCCUAAUUAAUCAUAAAAGCCUGAACCUUAGAUUAAUUAAAAAAGAUAAUAAAGCUAACCCAACAAUCAUUCAAAUUCAUAUAAACAAGAACGGCUUCCUCUACAAUCAUUUCUCUUCGAAAGUUUAUUUACAAUUCUCAACAUGUCCAUAAUUGAUGAUGAACAAAUCAUCAAACGGAGACUGCAAAUUGAUGGAGAAGGAGUGGGAGAUGAUAGAAAAAUAAAUUUAUUAUUGAAAACUUACACAAAAUGGUGCACUACACCUUCAUCAGUUGACAACAAUGAUGCUCAUGAUCGAAUUCUCACUCAAUUAUCACAGUGUGAAUUUUCUGUUCUGAAGUCCGACAUAUCUGAACACAUGAUGGAUGAGGAAAUGAAAAAUUACAAGAAAAUUUCUGAUAAUAUAGCAGAAAGAAUCGAACAGAUCAGAGAUCAGAUAGAACAAUCAAAAGAUCUUCUCGAAAAAGCAAAGGAAAUAAGAAGAAAUAAAUUGGAAUAUUUAAGCUUGGCGCGGUUGAUAAAUCAGGAGCCCGAGCGAGUUGAAGUUGUUGCAAAAUAUCAGGAACUUCAAGAGGAGUUAUUAACUCAAAAUGAACAUUUCCUAAAAGCAAGUCAAGUUCUUGAAAAUCGUCGAAAGGAUUUUGCAGCUUUUAUGUUCUUAACAAAGGAAUUAUUGAGAGACUGCAAUUUUGAUGUUGAUAAUUCUACAGAGACUAACGAUGAAGAGACUGAAGGUGGGAUAUUCGAAGAUGAUGGCGACAUAAUUGCCGAUGCUGAUGACAUUGAAAAAAUGAUAAUUGAGUAACGCGAUCUUUAAAAUGUUAUUUUAUUAUUCCAUCUUAAUUUAAAUAACAAUUUUACUGAUUUCUUGUUUUGUUGAUGUCAAUUAUUUUUUAUUUUUUUAGAUUAAGAUCCUGUCUAUGAAUAAAAGAAAAAAUUGAAGAUGAACUCAAA